AUUAUUAUCGCAUAUCUUCAAUGGCGAUACUGGCAUAUCGGUACCGAGAAAUUUAGACACAUUGUAACCCGAGACAUCACUUACUCCGAUGCCGAUACCUUGUGCAAACUCGACGUUUACCAUCCCGAAAAGAAAAACAAUCAACGAGCGUCUCCUAUUGUUGUUUUUAUCUAUGGUGGUUCAUGGUCGUCAGGGGCUAAAUAUCUCUACACACCGUUUGCCAAUACGUUACGAGAGUUGGGUUAUGUUGUGGUGGUGCCCGACUAUCGAAAGUAUCCCAAAGGCCACAGUGCAGGUGCCCAUUUGGCUUCCCAGGUGGUUCUUGGUGACGCUAUUGAAAAGGCUAAUUUCCUUAAAGCCAAAAAUGGGCCAAGUGAAAAGCGUGAUCCUUCCACCAAAUCAGCUUCGUACACGUUGACCGAUCUGUCAGCACCACUUCAGAAAGAUUUUUUGCCACAAGUGGAAGGUCUAAUUUUAAUGGCCGGUGUUUAUGCGGUUGAUCAGCAUCUAUUGUAUGAAACGAGUCGCGGUGUUGAGAAAAUUUCGGCCAUGGCCCGUGUGAUGGGAUCUACCGUAGAAGGCUAUUGUUCAAAUUCACCGCUGGAUCUGGUGAAACGUAACGGUGAAUUGUUUGCCUUUAAUGACGAUAUUCUAGAUUUCGCCCCUCGUAUUCUCUUUGUUCACGGAGAAAGAGAUACCGUCGUACCCAAAGAGCAAUCCAUUGACAUGUAUAACAUGCUGGGCGAUGUUUUGCCACCUGAACGUCGUGACGAAGUGGAUGUACGAAUGCGAUUAUACAAACGGCUGGGUCACGCUCAAUGUAUUCUCGACUUGAUGCCCAGUAUUCUUCCUGCAUCUCGGUUACGAAAAUCAUUAAUACGUGAUUUCCAAGAAUUCAUGGAUUAUUGA
Radiomyces spectabilis is the source of this 909-nucleotide messenger RNA. RefSeq names its product Alpha/Beta hydrolase protein. The record is from RefSeq and is a predicted model, not a curated record. NCBI's taxonomy places the organism in Eukaryota, Fungi, Mucoromycota, Mucoromycetes, Mucorales, Radiomycetaceae. The annotation marks the transcript as partial. The transcript is spliced from 5 exons.